Astyanax mexicanus (Mexican tetra) is the source of this 4007-nucleotide messenger RNA. RefSeq names its product mitochondrial fission process 1 (gene mtfp1). Gene Ontology annotation, biological process: mitochondrial fission. Lineage: Eukaryota; Metazoa; Chordata; Actinopteri; Characiformes; Acestrorhamphidae. The coding region runs from base 110 to 607 and encodes 165 amino acids. Gene Ontology annotation, cellular component: mitochondrion. The record is from RefSeq and is a predicted model, not a curated record. The transcript has 4 exons.
ACAAUGUGGCGCAUAGGACGAAGCUGCUGCUCCUCUCCAGCCUAUCUGCUUCACACAGUGUAGUGCUGUAACCCAGCUGUUCCCCAGGUAAUGUGCUAGAAAGAGAGUAAUGGAGUCCGUAUCCGAAAACGAGAGCAAGAAGGUCGACAUUUAUCGUGACACAUGGGUUCGCUUCCUCGGCUAUGCCAACGAGGUGGGGGAGGCGUUCCGUGCCCUGGUUCCUGUCAGCAUGGUGUGGGCCAGCUACGCGGUUGCCACAGCGUAUGUGUCUGCAGACGCGGUGGACAAAGGCAAGAAGGCAGCUGUGGCUCAUGGUGACAACCCAGGAAAGACCACACGGAUAGCAGUGGCAGUUGUGGACACAUUUGUGUGGCAGGCCUUGGCGUCUGUGGCCAUUCCUGGAUUCACCAUCAACCGUGUGUGUGCUGCGUCUCUGUAUCUGCUGGGCAGGACCACGCGGUGGCCUUUAUCAGUGCGCAAGUGGACCACCACCGCCAUCGGCCUUUCUACUAUUCCUUUCAUUAUUACUCCCAUCGACAGGUCUGUAGAUUUUCUGCUGGACUCAAGCCUUCGUAAGGUGUAUGGUGGAGGAGAAAAGCAUGAAUGAGCCCACAGGAGCCGAGAGUUCAUCUAGAUAAACCUCAUCAGAUUCCCGCAGCAGUGGCCACGUAUAUCUCCCACCAGUCACCAUUAACAGACUGCUUCGUUCAGUUUCUUACACUGUCAGCAUCUGAUUGUGGCAUAUACAAAUACUCACACAGCCAGGAUAUCGUCUUACUGAAAAGAGCCAGGCAGUGAGAUUUAGUUUUUUUUUUUUUAUGAGCUGUUUUAUUGCCUGUUCUCAGGUUUUAUGCACCUUAAUGCUUUCCUCACAAACUGUUAGUUUUCAUACUUUGUAAGGUUUUACUACUUUGCUGCACGUUCAGAGUGAGUAACAAAUUUUCAGGUGUUGAAAUGCUUGCUUGGUCGUGUGUGUUUCGUUUGCUCCUGCAUGGGAUUGACCCCUCAGGUCUCAAGUGUCAUUAGAUAUUAACGGUUUAUCUUCAGUCUGAUACAAAUGCAGGCUGGUUGGGAGAAGAGAACAUGUUACAGAAAAAAAAGACAAAAUAUUAAACAAACAUAAAUGCCAUCUCUGAUUAAUAUUCUGGAGCCAGAAGAGGUGCAAAAAUAUUAAAGUAGUUAUAUAGGCUGUGUUCACAUUACCAGACUAAAGUGACUCAAAUGUCAUACAGAUCUGAUUUAUUCAGGGCUGUGUGGACAUAUUCAAUCUGGUCUUUUAAAAUCAGAUUUUAUUCAGUUUCAUGUAUGGUUCAAAAUUUAGAUAUGCGACAUCAAUGUGCAUACAUUCAUAAUUUCUCUACAUAUGCACUUAUGCUCUGUUCUGUUAGGGUCAGAAACUGUAAAAUAUAAAUUGUACCACUUUUAAAUUGCACAUGAAUAGCCAAUGAAGUGGUAUUUACAAGUUGGAAACUCAGUUAAACCUAGUUGUUAAACAUAGCUGGAUAAUAUUAUUUCAUUACAUUUACGCCCAAUCUCAUCUCACCCCUUGGCCCUACCACUACAUGGCCCUUCAAACAAGGAUUUUUCAAAGGCACACUCAAAUCAGAGGGCUGAGAAUCACUGACGGCACAAGAGACCAAAGAUACCCACCGUACCCAAAGUAUUUUUCUUUGUUAAAAAUUACGAUUAUCACUAUAUUACCAUAGUUUAAUGUAUACGUUCAAUGUUUUAUGGCCAUUUUCUUCUGUUCCAGCUGACAGAGGCAGAAGCUGCAGCAUUUAAAGCUCACCUUCCGUCAUUUUUUCUUUCAUUUUAAAAUGUCUAGUUGUGGUCUCUAGUAUGAAUGAAUGACAUGUGAGCCGUUUUUGUAAAAAAAAAGUGCUCAGGUGUCUCUGUAUAGCUCUUUUUUAAUGGACUGUUUUAGGGGUGUGUCCAAAAUGACCGGAUUCCAGCUUUGCUCAUGAAUAUUCAUACAUGCAAACAGCAUGCAAAUAUCUCUCCUCUGAUUGGCUAGGAGCACUGCGACGCCCCUCCGCCGCUCUGCCGCUCACUGCCUCCCACCUCCUAACUGAUGAGCGGUGAUGUUGCGUCGCUUCAGCUCCGCCUCUGGGAGUUUCUCGAGCCAAGGUGGGCUGGUCUGUGAGUUUCUGCCUACGUAGGCAGAAAGAUAAUUCAAAAUUCACCCGUUUUUCGGAGGGGGGGGAGGGGGGAUUUCUUUGCUUAGCUCCUGCAGACAAUGGGGGCUGCAAAACAGUUUAAUGUGCAGGUGUACACAUUCAACUCGGAGAGACCUACUGUAUUCCACAAAAAACAAGAAAAAUCGGAUUUUCGCGGAAGGUGAGCUUUAAGGUGGAGCAGAAAAAUAAAAUAUCUAAUAUAGCUAAUUUCAGCUCCCCAUCACAGUGGAAUUAAGAAAUGGACAAUAAUAAUUAAUUGCUGCACCACCUCCCCCCUUUCUGAGGACAUACAGUGCCCUAAAGUUAAUUAGUUAAACCAUAUGUUAUAUACAAAUUAAGCACUUAAAUGCAGCAAUUGCUCUAUUGUCAUAAGCCAGCACCAGUGUUGUGCCAACUUCUGACUCCCCACUAGAAUCCGACUCCCCCUGCACAUGUGUCAUGUUGCAUUAUGGGCACAAAAGAUUAUGCUUGCGAUUCCUAUUUCUGUUUUCAAAUAACUAUUAUUAUUUAAGCAACACAUUAAAACAACAGAUGGCGACAUAAUAUCAUAUCAAUGUCUGCAUUUUAACACCGAUGGGUUCAUAUUACAGAUAGAUACAGGUCAUUUACAUUUAGAAACGUGAACCUUCCGCUGAAUUGAGUAAUACGGUUUGUAAUGUGAACGUAACCGUAGCACCUCAAACGUAGCAACAUUUUUGGAGCUGUUAUGAAAUACACAGAUAGAAAUAGAUUAAUGCUUUGGCAGAUUUUAAAUGAAACUGAAAAGGGAAAAAUAGCGGCUUUAAACUAUGCUCACUAUGCAAGUAUCACCAAAGCCAUCAGUUGAAAAUAUGUAAAGUGUAGAAAAUAUCUAUAUUUUAAGCCAUAAUCGCUACUAGAUACGCACAACAACGUUGCCUAACAAAGCAGCAACUGUGACGUCAAACAGAAAAUAAUCAUGCAGUUUUUCAUUUAUACUGUAAAAAAAUAAAAGUACUACAAAUGGUUCUUUGAGAGAUGCCAUAAAAGAAUAAUUUUGGUUUCAUUAAAGACCCUUGUUAAAGAGAUGUGUGAGAAUGAAGAACAUUUAAAAAAAACUUAAUCUAAACAAUCUUUAGCAAGUUAUAGGUUCUUUAUUAAACCAAAAUUGGUUCUUCUAUUUUUAAAGUGUAGGUGAAUUUUAUUGCUUUUCUUUCAGUUAUAGUAUAUCCCAGCAUUCACAUAUGUUAAAUAUGCAUGUUUCUGUGAAGACUAGCUGGAAACCUUUGUUUACACAAACUGUUAAAAAACUUUACUGUUUUUUAAAAAGAUAAAGAUUUAUUUUCUAUGUUUUCAUAUAUUAUGAGGCAUUAACUAUUUGCAUGCAGUGUAGUAUAAAGUGUGGCCAGGCAUUGGUAGCUAAAAGGUGUUCUAUUCUAGCAUCUUUUCUGUUAGUACUGUAUAGUAUAUGGUCGAUUCAAAACCUUGUGUCUCCAUUUUUGUCAACUUCAUUUUUGUCAACUGUUCCACUUAAAUUGAAAGUGACUGUGCUUUUAUCAGAGUUUCAUGAUGAAUAGACAUGAUCGUUACCAGAAAUGGUCGUUUGUUCUAUUAACUUCUGUUGGGGAAAAAAAAUAUUAUUAGAGACUGUAGAUGAUAGAUAAAUAUAUAUAAAAUAAUUUUUUUUCUCCAUUUUGGAGCUACAAGGUUUGUCAACUAUAUACCGUACAUACAUUUAUAUGUACACAUGAUUGUACGAAAACUGUUGGACAAUAUGUACUUUAAAAGUAAAAUCUUUCAUAUGUGAAACAAAAAAAACACUGUUUAAAAAAUGGAGGAGUACUGUAAUAAAAUCCAUAAUAUGACCUAAAA